Molecule: messenger RNA, 968 nt
Organism: Erigeron canadensis
Lineage: Eukaryota; Viridiplantae; Streptophyta; Magnoliopsida; Asterales; Asteraceae
Exons: 9
Coding region: 1-765 (254 amino acids)
Source: RefSeq, a predicted model, not a curated record
AUGGCAACGCCAUCAUCGUUGUUCGUAGCAUUGAAGUGGUUGUUCAUCACGAUGACAUGUAUAAUGGCAGCUGCGCUUGUUUACUUACUCGCCAUGGAUCACUACUCUUCAUGUUUUGGACUGCAACUUGGGUGGAUGCAAGUGUUAGAUAUAGAUAUUAUCAUCUAUUUUCUUUUUAUAGCGGCUUGGUUUUUCUACAAGGAAUCAGGCUGGAUCAAGGCAUUCGUUUUCUUUGUAUUAGUACUUUGGUGUGGAAGCUUCGUGACCUGUGGAUACAUCGUUAUACAGUUCUUCAAGUUGUCAUCUGAAGAAUCGUCAAAAGAUCCAUUAUACUUUGUGCUGGCUGGACAUCAAAAAGGGGAUAUCAUGGGACACCGGAAACAACAUUCGAUGGUAAUAGCAAAAGUAAUCGUUGCUGUACUAGGCUGCUACAUGCUGGGAAUACUAAUUUACGCCUUUAUGAUCAAUGGAAUGCCAUUCCAUAUGGAAAUACUUACGCCGUGUAUGAUAACUGGGCUGAUUGACAUCCAUAUCCAUAAUGUGGUUUUUACGGUGUGGAUAUUAUAUAAGGAAUCAAGUUGGAUAAAUGCUGUCCUUUGGAUACUUUCGGUUGUAUGUUUUGGGAGCGUGGCUCUAUGUGUAUACAUAGCGCGAGAGCUAUUCCACCUGUCACCAGAGCAGCAUGUUUCCUUUAUACUUUUCAAUAAACGUAGCAGAGAUCUGAUGUCGAGUGAUCCUCUAUUGAGAGAGCAUUCCGAUGUAUAAGUACCUUGAUUCUGCAACAAGACCACCAUAUCUUUCCUACGUUCUUUUUACUAGCAAUAACAAAAUCCGGCUUUAAUUUGGUCUUUUAGGUGCUAUGGCUAUUGCUUACCUUAAUGAAAAUUAUAAGGUUAAGUGAUUCUAUGUUAUUGUACUCAUAUACAGUAACAGAUUCAAUACAUCCACUUUUAAUGAGAAAAUCUUCA